This is a messenger RNA of Drosophila ficusphila, 865 nucleotides long. RefSeq names its product enhancer of split m5 protein (gene E(spl)m5-HLH). Gene Ontology annotation, biological process: anterior/posterior pattern specification; regulation of neurogenesis; regulation of transcription by RNA polymerase II. The transcript has a single exon. Lineage: Eukaryota; Metazoa; Arthropoda; Insecta; Diptera; Drosophilidae. Gene Ontology annotation, molecular function: DNA-binding transcription factor activity, RNA polymerase II-specific; protein dimerization activity; RNA polymerase II cis-regulatory region sequence-specific DNA binding. The coding region runs from base 81 to 617 and encodes 178 amino acids. Gene Ontology annotation, cellular component: nucleus. The record is from RefSeq and is a predicted model, not a curated record.
CAGCAUCAUUCGAGCAGCAUCCUGCAAGCAGCACAGAUCAGCUCAGCUCUUUCCUACUCAGCAACUACUAUUACUGCAAAAUGGCACCACAGACCAGCAACGAAUCCGCUUUCGUCUCGAAAACCCAGCACUAUUUGAAGGUGAAGAAGCCCCUUUUGGAGCGCCAGCGACGAGCCCGCAUGAACAAGUGCUUGGACACGCUGAAGACUUUAGUGGCCGAGUUCCAGGGCGACGAUGCCAUCCUGCGAAUGGACAAGGCCGAGAUGCUGGAGGCGGCACUUGUCUUCAUGCGCAAACAGGUCGUCAAGCAGCAGGCGCCUGUUUCCCCGCUCCCGAUGGACAGCUUCAAGAAUGGUUACAUGAACGCCGUCAGCGAGAUCUCCCGAGUGAUGGCCUGCACCCCGGCCAUGAGUGUUGACGUGGGCAAGACGGUGAUGACCCACCUGGGAGUGGAGUUCCAACGGAUGCUGCAGGCUGAUCAGAUCCAGACCUCGGUCGAAUCCUCCGCCCCACGCCCACUCAGCCCCGCCUCUUCGGGAUACCACAGCGAUGUCGAGGACUCCGAGUCCGUUGCGAGCCCCAAGCCAGCACAAGAGACCAUGUGGCGUCCGUGGUAAUUCGUUCUGCAACUCCAUCAUCAGCAACGAGAACAUCGAAUCCAGUCUUCCAACUGCAAAUCAUGUCUUCCAUCAGCAACUCCUGCUACAACGAAUCAUGUCUUCCAAUUGUAUCGAUAACACUGUGAUAACAGCUUUACCUAGAUCAUAAGAACCAAUCAAGCUUUAAUAGUUUACUAAGAUUUAGUAUUUAGGAAAAAACAUCAACAGCUUUAAUAGUUUUAAAAUAAAAAACAUACAAAAUUAAA